Molecule: messenger RNA, 4668 nt
Organism: Oryza sativa Japonica Group (Japanese rice)
Lineage: Eukaryota; Viridiplantae; Streptophyta; Magnoliopsida; Poales; Poaceae
Product: probable splicing factor 3A subunit 1
Biological process (GO): mRNA cis splicing, via spliceosome; regulation of alternative mRNA splicing, via spliceosome
Cellular component (GO): catalytic step 2 spliceosome; U2 snRNP; U2-type prespliceosome
Molecular function (GO): protein binding; RNA binding
Source: RefSeq, a predicted model, not a curated record
CUCACCGCCUCUCGCUGAGACGAGACGAGACGCGUGCGUCACAGCAGCUCACGAUUCCGUCGCGCAAAUCCUCCCCGAUCUAAACCUAAACCCACCCCACCCCACGCCGACGAAACCCUAAUCCCCCUCGCCUCCGCCGCCAUGGGGGCCGCCAUCCUGCCGCUCCCGGCGCCGGACGGCGACGGCGACUCCCAUCCGCAACAGCCGCCUCCCCCUCCUCCCGGCGGAGGCGCGAAGCCCGAGCCGCCGCCGACGGUGGCCACCCACACCCGCCCCCUCGGGAUCAUCCACCCGCCCCCCGACAUCCGCGUCAUCAUCGAGAAGACGGCCACCUUCGUCUCCAAGAACGGCCCGGAGUUCGAGCGCCGCAUCAUCUCCCACAACGCCGGCAACGCCAAGUUCAACUUCCUCCAGCCCUCCGACCCCUACCACGCCUACUACCAGCACCGCGUCUCCGAGCUCGCUGCCGCUCCCCCCUCCGCCGCCGCCUCCGCCGCCGACGCGGCCCCCGAGCCCGACGAAUCCGGCGCCGCGCCGCCGCCGGCCGACUCCGCUGCCGCGCCCACCGUCGAUGGCGAGGCGGCGAAGGCGGACCACUCCGCCCCAUUCCGCGUGCCGCCGCCCACCAAGGUGCUGGUGCCACCCAAGGCGGAGCUCUACACGGUGCAUCUGCCCGAGGGGAUCACCGGGGAGGAGCUGGACAUCAUCAAGCUGACCGCGCAGUUCGUGGCGCGCAACGGGAAGAGCUUCCUGACGAGCCUGGCGCAGCGCGAGAGCACCAACCCGCAGUUCCACUUCAUCCGCCCCACGCACAGCAUGUUCACCUUCUUCACGAAGCUCACCGACACCUAUUCGAGGGUGCUGAACCCGGUCGAAGGCAUGCCUGCCCUACUGAAGGACCUACAAGACGGGGCGAAGGACCUGACCACCGUGUUGGAGCGGUGCCUGAACCGCCUGGAGUGGGACCGGUCGCAGGAGCAAGCGAGGCAGCAGGCUGAGGAUGAAAUCGAACAGGAGAGGAUGCAGAUGCAGAUGAUCGAUUGGCAUGAUUUUGUUGUUGUCGAGACGAUCGAGUUUGCAGAUGAUGAGUGCGAGGGACUCCCUGUGCCACUUACGCUGGAGGAGUUGAAGCGUCGGAAGAGGAUUGAGGACCUGGGAGAGGAGGAGGCAGCCAUGGAAUUGGCCGAGCCAGCGAAGGAUGUUGAGAUGGAGAUGGACGAGGAGGAGAUUCAACUUGUUGAGGAAGGAAUGCGUGCAGCAAGGCUCGAGGAAAAUGAAGGAGGAGUUCAAGUUAAGCUUGCUGGUGAUGAGGAGCCGCCUAUGAGGAUUGUCAAGAACUACAAGAGGCCUGAGGAGAGAAUCCCUGCGGAGAGGGACCCAACGAAAUUCGUUGUCUCACCAAUAACUGGGGAGCUCAUUCCAAUUAGUGAGAUGGAGGAGCACAUGCGCAUCUCGCUUAUUGAUCCAAAAUAUAAGGAGCAGAAAGAGCGGAUGUUGGCAAAAAUUAAGGAGACAACACUUGCUCCUGAUGAUGAAAUCUCCAGGAACAUUGUGGGUCUUGCCCGUACCAGGCCAGACAUCUUUGGAACAACAGAGGAAGAGGUCUCUAAUGCUGUCAAGGCAGAAAUUGAGAAGAAAAAGGAUGAACAGCCAAAGCAGGUUAUUUGGGAUGGCCAUUCUGGUAGCAUAGGUCGUACUGCCACACAGGCUCUGUCUAUGGGCGGCGAGGAACAGGUUGAUGCUUCGAAUGUUCCUGGUCCAGCUCCACUUCCCCGCCCUCCCAUGCCAUUGCUUAGACCUCCUCAGCCACUUCCACUGGUUAAUGUUCCACGCUUUCAACCUAGUGCAAUGCCAUAUCCCCCACACCAACAACCUCAUCUCAUGCAAGGAGUUCCACAUAUGAUGCCUACCAUGCAUCCGCCUCCACCACCGCCAAUACCAGGUCAGCCGCAGGUGAUUAGGAUGCCAGGUUCAAUGGGUCCUAUGCCAACCAAUAUACCUCCGCCUCCACCAGGCCAAAAUCCCUACAUGCCUGGCCCGCCGCGUCCAUACUCCAUGCCUCCACCGCCACACAUGCCAACCAUGGCAACCAUGGUCAACCCCAUUGGGAUUCCUCAGCCUCCACCACCUUUGCCUCCACAACCACCUGCUGAGGAGCAGCCACCUCAACCUGAUGAACCAGAACCUAAAAGGCUGAGAACAGAUGACGCUUCUCUUAUACCAGCAGAACAGUUCCUUGCUCAGCACCCGGGCCCUGCUCACAUCUCAGUGUCUGUACCCAACCUUGAUGAAGGAAACCUGCGAGGCCAAGUGUUGGAGAUCGGUGUCCAAUCACUCUCAGACACAGUUGGCAGUCUAAAGGAGCAGAUUGCUGGAGAGUUGCAGCUCCCUGCUAAUAAGCAGAAGUUGAGCGUGCGGACUAGUUUCCUCAAAGACAAUCUCACUCUUGCUUACUACAACAUUGGCCCUGGAGUGGUGAUCAAUUUAACACUGAGGGAGCGUGGUGGGAGAAAGAAAUGAGCUUUCUUGUAUCUCAGUGCACUGGCAGAUUUUUCUGUACUGCAUGGGUGAAGGUCUUCAAGAGCUUAUUAUAAAGGUCUGGUCAAGAUGAUGAUUGUUUUAUUGUAUAUAUACCUCUAACAUUGUUAGUUACUCCCUCCGUUUCAUAAUGUAAGACUUUCUAGCAUUGCCCACAUUCAUAUAUAUGCUAAUGAAUCUAGGCACACAUAUAUGUCUAGAUUCAUUAGUAUCUAUAUAAAUGUGGGCAAUGCUAGAAAGUCUUACUUAUGAAACAGAGGAAGUAUAUUGACUUGUUGAUGAUGCUCCUGAUGUUAAAAUUCUUCCUUUGACAGAAUAGCAUGGUUAUCCAUUAGAUCGCUGCUGCUGGAAUAUUUUAUGAAAUAGGAAAAGCUUUUAGUUGAAGGCUUAAUUAUGUAUUUUCUCUACCUUCAUUGGUCUAAUGCCUUAAGUUUUAGACGAGGACUUGCAGAACAGAAUGUUGUAUGCUAACCAAAUUUUGUCAGUUACUUUGUAUUUUCUCAAGGUGUUGACAUUCCAGUUAUGGUGUUACCCUAUGCUUUUUGUUUCCUCACCUGCACAUAUUUAAGUUUUUUGUUAAGUGGUACUGUACCAUUCCAUGCUAUUUCUAUUUAGCUUUUCUUUUUCAUUUGCGGUUCUGAGUGUUGCGGAUGCAGAACAUGACAUGAAAACCCAAGUUAUUCUAUAUGCUUUUGUUUUCUUGUAUGGAGAGCUAUAUGUAUUAUAUAUAUUAUUAUUAUUCAGAAAAAUAAGAGUUUUGAGUGAUGCUUGCGCUGCUUUGUUCAUGCUUUCAUAAAUUCGACAGGGCCACAUAGCUUGCAUACUCUAAUCCCACAAAUACAUAUUGUUUCGAACAUUAGCAUUGAACUUACAGGACUUGAAAGUAUUGUUGGCGAAUCUGUACUUUUUCUCCAUUCAAAUUGAAACAUGUUCUGUGCAUUAGACUAUUAUGAAGGGGAGGUUGUAAUUUCUUUUUGUGUACAACAGACCAGUUUAUAUGGUGUACCAUUAUCUUUUAGAGAAGUUUUGAUAGUCUCACCAGCUGUUUUUCUGUAUAUUUCUGGUAUUUUUUUGUUCAAAUGUUUGAAUAGCACAGUAAGGCAUGAAGGCAUCAUACUUGACCAUGAUUUCUCUCUUUUGAACAUCACUGAUGGUCUGAUGCAACUGUAGGUCAAAUUUUUGCCUAGUAGUCUCUGGCCAGGAGCCCAGGAGGCCAGGAGUGAGUUUUCUUGUUAAUUUUUGAAUUUUUUCCGACACAUCCGUUAUUUGACAUGUGUGUGUUUUUUUAGAUGCUGUUUUCAGCCCCAAAAGUGACAGGAGGAUUCUGUGAUCCAAUGAUGUAGCCGGUCACCUUAUCUUUAGUUAGUUCUUUAGGUGCUCUGCGGGUUAAGGCAGUAGGAGGCAAUGGUUCUAAAAUACUGACAUGGUAUGUUGCUAGGAAACACUGUGCGACGGAAUUUUGGUGUAUACAUGGAACGUUGCCAUGUAUAUUAUCUUUACAACACAAUGUGGAAAUCGAUAAUUAUCUUUAUAUUACAUAGGAAGGCUCAAGCGCUAAUAGCAUUCUAUAUCUGUUAUAUUGAAUGUCAUCAUCUAAAUAUAUUUUGCCUCUUGAAUAUUGUGGCUGUUGCUUCUUGUUUUCUAAACUGAUCCAGGUUGCAUCUUGUUUUCUUUAACAAGUGCAGUUUUCUCCUCUUGUUACAACUGCAGCCCAGCCUGUCGUGAGCUGUAUCUUGUCCUUCUGUUUCUGUUAUUGGGAUUCAUGGAAGUAUUUGCUGGUCUGUUUUGACGAUGUGGUAACUGGUGAGAGCACCAAGGAGGUGGUUGAUUUAUGGAUCUGUCUGAUGGUCUCUUGUGCUGAUGAAUCAGCAUGUAUGAGUGAAUAGUGGGAUGGAUAAAACAAGUGUAAUGUGUAAUGCGUAAUGAUGAUGUAUAUGUUCUGGUCUUCACCUGUAAAAUAAUGGCACUGCGAAGAUCAUACUUGUCAUUUUACAUUAGCAGACAUGCAACGUUCGAUGGUAUCUUCAUAGCCGUAAGACUUGUGUGUGCUGAUAAUUCUUGCUAGCACAUGUCUGUAUAGCCUGAGAACGUUCCCAUGAAACCUUAUCACCACCAUCGUGUUUCAUGUAA